This is a messenger RNA of Penicillium olsonii, 618 nucleotides long. Lineage: Eukaryota; Fungi; Ascomycota; Eurotiomycetes; Eurotiales; Aspergillaceae. The record is from the annotation of a GenBank genome assembly.
AUGGGUAUCUCUGCGAUUGCAUGGCUCUUGGUAGUCAGCCAGCCUCUGCUAAGUGGUGCACUACCUACCCCAUCGCCACCUGGAAUACCUUCUACGUCAACAGCAACUAGCGAGCUUGCGGGAUUGACUGUUGCUGCACAGGGAUCGCAGGAUGGAUACAGUCGGACUCUGUUUCCCCAUUGGAUCACUCAAAGCGGUUGUAAUACACGGGAAGUCAUCUUAGCGCGAGAUGGGACAAAUGUGGUGCAAAGCUCCAGCUGCGCUGCAACCAGCGGGACAUGGUACUCUCCGUACGACGGGGCUACUUGGUCUGCUGCAAGUGACGUUGACAUUGACCACGUUGUUCCGUUGUCCAAUGCAUGGAAGUCCGGUGCCGCUAGCUGGACCACAGCAGAUCGUCGGGCUUUUGCCAAUGAUCUGACCAACCCUCAGCUCCUUGCGGUCACCGACAGCGUCAAUUCGUCAAAGGGAGACAAGGGCCCAGAAGAUUGGAAACCUCCUUUGGCGUCGUAUCAUUGCACUUACGCCAAGAUGUGGGUGAAGGUCAAGUCCGUUUACAAGCUCACUGUGACGUCCAAGGAAAAGGCUGCUCUUGUUGAGAUGUUGGACACCUGUUAA